Molecule: messenger RNA, 1429 nt
Organism: Oryza brachyantha (malo sina)
Lineage: Eukaryota; Viridiplantae; Streptophyta; Magnoliopsida; Poales; Poaceae
Product: putative HVA22-like protein g
Source: RefSeq, a predicted model, not a curated record
CACGCCGGAGUAGUCGCCCUCCACCAUCCUACCUCGGGCAGCCGCGGGGCUGCGCACCCGGAAGCGUAUGGCCGCGGAGUGACGCAAGCUUCCUCCACCCUCCUCUCCUUCGGUCAGCGCCGCCGCUGCCGUCAUCUGCCAUUUCUCGCGCGAUCGACCCAUUGCUUGUUGCCAGAGGAAAGGGCUCAGUAGUCAAUAUGGCUGGCUCAUUCAUUACUGGAGCUCUAAUGAUUAUUCUUGGAUAUGCAUAUCCGGCCUAUGAUUGCUACAAGACGGUGGAACUGAACAAGCCUGGGAUUGAGAAGUUGCGGUUCUGGUGUCAGUACUGGAUUUUACUUGCAGUUCUAACUGUUUUUGAUAGAGUUGGCAAUUUUGUUUCAUGGUUGCCAAUGUACAGUGAAGCAAAGCUGGCUUUUGUUGUGUAUUUGUGGUGUCCGAAAACACUGGGGACCGCCUAUGUGUAUGAAUCAUUCUUUAAACCAUGCAUUGCAAAACAUGAAGCUGAGAUCGAUAACAAUCUGCUUGAGUUGAGGACUAGAGCUAGUGACAUGGUGGUUCUUUACUUCCAGAAGGUUACCAACUAUGGUCAGACAAGGUUCUAUGAAAUCUUGCAAUAUGUUGCUUCACAGUCACAGACUCAAACAUCUCGCUCGCAGGCACGUCAACAGCAGCAGCGUCCACCAGGACCACCACCACCACAUAAUCACCAAGUGAACCCUGCACCUCAGCCUGUUCCUGCACCACCAGUGCCUCCCGUACAAACACAAGAUACCCAAGCUCCUCUGACUCCACCAAGGAACCAAGCACAGGAUACAACACCAAUUCCCGAUCCUCCUCCUGGUGCUGUGUCUCCUGCCCAGGCACAGGCACAACCUGGUCCUUCACAAGCUAUCGCCACUGACGGCCCUCAGAACACUGAAGCGAUGCAGGUUGAUCCACCUGGCCCACCAUCAACAAGCAACAGACGCAACACCUUGAUACCAGACAACGAUACGCUCAUCCAGGAGGCGAUUCGAAUGACGCAGGGCCGGCUGAGGAGGCGCAUGUCUGGGUCUGGACCGCCGCCAAGUUAGAACCAGCACCAAGGAUCAUUCGCUGGGAUGAUUCUGUACCUUGUGCGUUCAACUGAUAACAGAAAGAAUACUGGGUUGGUGAAACGUGAUUCAAUUCCUCCCUGGGUGAACGCACAUUUUCCUCUUGAAGAAACUGAGAGUCUGAGGCCUGUUGUUGUCGUCUAAUGGCUCCCAGUUGUGCAUACAUAGUGGUAAUGAUUAGACUUCAUCAGUAUAUUGGCAUGUAGAGUGCAUCAAGAUGGGUCGACCUAUAGUCCUUGAAAAGUCAACGAUGGGUCAUCCGUCAUAUUGAAUUCUGAUAUGCUGAACAUGCAGACUGGCUUGCACAAAAUCGCCAAAAAAAUUGAAAUGGAUAA